GUCUUAUAGCUAGGAAAAUCGAUGAAUAGACAAUCUUUGUGUAAUGGCUUUUGUUAUCAGUUCAGUCUGCCAACAGUUAUUGCUAUUUAGUAUUGAGAAAAUGGUUCGCUCUCUAUCGUGUGAAAUAGUUUAUCCCAUGUGACGGAACUGUAAGAACGAAGCCGAAGUAAAUGACUUAAAAGUCAGGGUAAAACGGAAUAGAGAGAUCCGAGUGUUAAGAUCCUCACGGUAUAACCUCUCUACUGAUAUCUGAUGCCUUGACCUGCAAGGAUCUUAGCGACGCCGUACCUCUAUGUCCAUCGAAGGGUCUUUACUUGAAACCGAGCGCUAAAGUUAACGUUUCGAUUAGUCUCCCUCGGCUCAAGACUCCAGGUAAAGAACCUAAUUUCAUCGCCGAAAUGAAACGUUCGUUUUAUAUGUUAGAUUAAUCGAGUGUGCAAGACAAAGACCAAGACCGCCAUAAUCUUGGUCUCGGUCUUGCAUUUUAUUUUUUAAACAAGCGCUAUUCACUCGCCGCCUUGCCGAGCACCUUUUUAGGGAGUCGCCCCGAGUCGACGUCGAUCAAAGGACCCGGGGAUCCCGAUCGAUCGUGUACAUAUCCAGCUAAAUAAAAAAUGAAGGAAUGAGGAGUUUACAGGUUAAUGUAGGUUCCUCGAGGAGAGCGAGGAACUCGACGGGGACUCGUCGGAGGAUGGCUCUCCGGCGAAUGUCGUGUCUCACCGGCGUAUUGAUACGGUAUGAACAGGGAAGACGAUCUCGACAUGGGAGGUGAUGGAGAAGGUGCGUGCGCUGGUGCUGCCGGAGGAGUUUGGCUCCCUGAAGGUGGCGAAGAGCACCUUGGAGACGAUCCGCCUAGAAGGAGAGCUUCGAGACCGAUGUCGACUGGAUCGAGUGCUGGCACGAUUACAGGGCCAGCAGUUAUCCUUACCAGGAUUUUCAAAGGCCCUGAAGGUACGCGUCGCCGAAGCAAAGGACGAGUUCCCGACAAGGCAUUCCUGGGACUCGUACUUCCGGGAUGCCCGACACAUGAACGAGCUGAAACCUGGAGAAAGACCCGACACUGUCCACGUGUGUGGUCUGCCGACUGAAUGGUUCUCCGAUGAGUCGUGCAAGCCAAGUGAAGCUGCCCUGGCCCCGGUCUUCGCCAAGUGGGGUCGACUCCGCAGGGUGGACGUGCCUGCCGCAGAUCCCUACAGGUCCAGAAUGCGACUAGGUCCUAAUAUCCCCAAGUUCAGCUAUGACGAGGGCCUCUUCUUCGAUGCCUAUGUGCAGUACGUGGAGUACGUCGACUUCGUCAGGGCUAUGGAUGCUCUUAGAGGAAUGAAGCUGCUGAAGAAGGAGCCGGGCGGAUAUCUCACAGCCUCCCUCAAGGUAGACUUCGACAAGACGAAGCACAUGAGUGAUGCUUCCGUCUCUCAUAGGGAGUUUGAAAGGAAGCGGUUAAUUGCUCAGGAUAGCUUGGCUGCGGAGAAACUGAGGAAGAACGAGCAGGUUGAGCUGGAGAAGAAGGAAGAACGGAGAAAGAAAGAGGAAGCUAACCUAACAGCCAAGGAGUCUCGCCGUCGGAAAAGAGAGGAGAAACGUAAACGCAAAGCCCUUACGAUAUUUCGCAAACAGGAAGAAGACAAAGUGUCUUUGAAGAUCGCCAGGGAAGAACGGAAGUUGAUCAAAGCUCAGAGACAGCUCGAGAGCAUCAGGUUGUUGGACUCGUUGUUCGACAGAUUAAAGGUCAAAGUGGAGAAGAAGGAACUGGAAGUCGAGCAGAAGCCAGAUCCAGUUUCUAAAGACAGUGGGAAACGAUCGACAGCUCCCUCGGAGAAGAUCCAAAAUUCCGAGGGACCUAAUGGCGAGAAGAAGCAAGUCAAAGGGAAAGGGAUAAAAAAGAAAAGACUGAAGAAGGAGAAGAAAAAGCAGAAGAAAAGAAAGAAAGGCGAUCCCACGGAAACGGAUGCCAGCUUAGAUUCGGCAAGUGAGGAGAAGACGAAGAAAAAAUUAAAAAGCGUCCUGACGAUGGGGGGGAUAAAUUCGACGUCGGUUACAGAGGAUGGCGCACCAGGAGACUCGGUGUCAUCCUACCUGGGGAUGUAUCCCCGUAUUCCUCAAGCCUGGUAUUACGAUGCAUCGAUGCCAAUGCUUUACCCUCCGAUGUCGAGAGGGCUUUACAGAGGUCACCGAUUCCCUUGCAGGAUCAGAGGUCAGUUCUCGUGGCGAGGGAACCGGUCGUUUCGUAACCUGAACUCUAGGUUGAACGAACAAUAUUAUAAGUAUUUUGCUAGUCUGACGGGCCAGAAGUAUCAUGAAAGUGACUACGAGAAGACCUCUAAGUCACGGUCCAGGAGUCGAGAGAAAUCGAGAUCAUCUACAAGGUCCAGAUCGCGGUCAAGAUCCAAGUCCAGGUCCAGGACGAGGACGAGGUCCAGGUCCAGAUCGCGUGGGAGGAGACGUAGCAUAAGCAGAACCUCUCGUUCCAGAAGAAGAUCUAGAUCGACGACCUCUUCGAGGUCUAGGUCUAAAUCCAGGUCCAGGUCGAGGACUUACAGGUCGAGGAGGAAAAGACGAACUAGGUCUGGCACUGGAUCGAGAAAUGGAUCUAGGAGGAAUCGUGGGUACAAGAGGAGGUCCUCCUCGAAGGUGAAAGUGACCCGGGCGAGGUCCUGCACUGCUUCCUCGAAAAGGAAGUCUCGAAGUGGCACUCCGGUGGGCUCCAAGGCGUCCAAUGAAGCUGCGAAGAGUGUAGAUUCCUCGGGGAAGGUGGAGGAUAAAGGGAACGACUCGCAGAGGGGAAGGAAGGAAAGAGAGGAUGAGAGUAAAGGACGAGCCGGCUCCUCGGCUCAGGGUGACAAAGGUGUCUCAGCUGUUCUGCCUUAGGGCAAGGCCCCGGAUCUGUUACGAUGUUCAUGGAAGGCAGUAUAAGACUUUUUUCUUCGUAAUUGUAAGGGUAUUUAAUAAAUUUUAUCUCUAAGUCCAGCUUACCGUGGCGCCAAUGAUUAUUAGUCGAGUUACAACUGUCGAGGACUCGAGUAGGUUGCAAACUACUUCGAGGAUCAGGAAUUGCCAAUGAGUGGGUUCGCUAGACAUGCUCGUCUAAUUAAACGUACUCAUUGGUAUUAUUCAAUGAUUUGCUUUAUCGCACUGAUUAUUUUACAGUUUAUGCAAAAUCCAAGGUGUAGAUUCCCUCUGCUACUCCCUGGGAAUUAUUUGAAAUCUGAAUUUAUUACUUACAAAUGAAACGAUACACUAUGAUUUUUA
Orussus abietinus is the source of this 3249-nucleotide messenger RNA. It is a transcript of the gene Xe7, whose product is annotated as A-kinase anchor protein 17A. Bases 772 to 2868 code for a protein of 698 amino acids. The record is from RefSeq and is a predicted model, not a curated record. Lineage: Eukaryota; Metazoa; Arthropoda; Insecta; Hymenoptera; Orussidae. The transcript has 7 exons.